GAAAUUGCCUGAAUGUCUAAACAAAGUUCAAUUUAAACCAACACGGAUUCGGUUCAUCCGAUAGUUUAUAGCGCUCUCUGUUGACAGAUCCUAUGGUCGGUUCUCCUCAGCACUGCUUUAUUAAACCUCUCCCGCCUUCGACGUCAGCUUUUGGGAGCUCAGGCAAGGGAAAGUUUAGUGAGAAAAAAAGUUCUGCAGUUGCCUAUGUAUGAAUACUGAACGGCUGUCGUACACGAGAGAAAAGUAGUGCGGUUUAAUUCGAAAGGACGAAUGCGUGGCAUCCGUAUUAAAAACCUGGAGCUGACGCUUUUAAAGGGACCGUGAGCAAACGAUUCCCCGUUUGGUUUCAUGGAAUUCUUUUAACCUCUUAUCCGGACGGACGGAGGCAGGAAAGCUAAGCGAGUUUACCGGUGACAGUUUUCCAGGAAAGGAAAUCCAUGAAGUUUAAAACGAGGACACUUUUCAAUCUGAAGGAUUUUAAAGCGGCCACUUCUGUGUGUGGGUGUGUUAAGAACCAAACGAGAAGUAUUUAAAACUCGCUGAAAAGUCUCCAAAAGUCUACAAUGGCUAAGAAAUACGACUUCCUCUUUAAAUUGCUGCUUAUUGGUGAUAGUGGUGUUGGCAAGACAUGUUUAAUCAUCCGUUUUGCGGAGGAUAAUUUUAAUUCAACGUACAUAUCAACCAUUGGUAUUGACUUCAAAGUAAAGACCAUUGAGAUUGAGGGGAAGAAAGUCAAACUGCAAGUCUGGGACACAGCAGGACAGGAGAGAUUUAAGACCAUCACUAAUGCUUACUAUAGAGGAGCCAUGGGCAUCAUCCUUGUGUAUGACAUCACUGAUGAAAAGUCCUUUGAGAAUAUUCAGAACUGGAUGAAGAGCAUCAAAGAAAAUGCAUCAGCAGGUGUAAGUCGGAUGUUACUUGGCAACAAGUGUGACAUAGAGGCCAAAAGGAAGGUGCCAAAGGAGAUAGGUGAGAAGCUUGCAAAGGAACAUGGUAUUCGAUUCUUUGAGACUAGUGCAAAAUCAAGCAUCAACGUUGAUGAGUCUUUUGCCUCUCUUGCUCGUGACAUUUUGCUGAAGUCAAAUAAGAAGUCGGGUCCAACGGGUCGAGAGGUUAAAAUUACCAGCACAGAGAAAAAGUCACCCAAAUGUCUUCUUCUUUAGAUAUGCCGUCAUCAAGAGGGCGGGCUCGCUACACACACACACACACACACACACACACACACACACACACACACACACACACACACACACACACACACACACACACACACACACACACACUGCAC
This is a messenger RNA of Xyrauchen texanus (razorback sucker), 1288 nucleotides long. RefSeq names its product ras-related protein Rab-13. Gene Ontology annotation, molecular function: GTPase activity; GTP binding. Gene Ontology annotation, cellular component: synaptic vesicle; trans-Golgi network transport vesicle; plasma membrane. The transcript has 8 exons. Gene Ontology annotation, biological process: Golgi vesicle fusion to target membrane; regulation of exocytosis; protein secretion. NCBI's taxonomy places the organism in Eukaryota, Metazoa, Chordata, Actinopteri, Cypriniformes, Catostomidae. The record is from RefSeq and is a predicted model, not a curated record. The coding region runs from base 564 to 1163 and encodes 199 amino acids.